AUGAGCAUGACAUAACAUCCGGAGAAUAGCCGUGUCAACAUUUAAUUGCUGCUAAGAAGCGCAAGCCCACCUCUUCUGUUACUGCCCAUACCGUCCUGUACAGUCGUCGCAAUCAUGUCGACGCCAGAGUACCUGACAGGCAAGAAGGAGGCUCUCGGAGAAUUCAUAGCCAAGUACGAUGUCUUCCUCUUCGACUGCGAUGGCGUCCUCUGGUCCGGCGACCAUUUAUUUCCCGGCGUCCCCGAGACGUUGGACCUCCUACGGUCGCAGAAGAAGCGCAUCGUCUUCGUGACCAACAACUCGACCAAGUCAAGACAAGACUACAGAAAGAAGUUGGAGUCAAUGGGCAUCCCAGCCACCGUCGAAGAAGUAUUCGGCUCGUCAUACUCGGCGAGUAUCUACAUAUCGCGCAUCCUCCCGCAAUCGCAUCCCGAAGUCAAGAAGCGCAAUAAAGUCUUUGUCGUCGGCGAGGCAGGUAUCGAGACGGAGCUGGAUUCCGAGGGCAUACCGCAUAUCGGCGGGACCGAUCCGAAAUACAGACGCGAGGUCACGCCCGAAGAUUAUAAACUCCUGGCAAAGGGUGAUCCGUCGGUUCUCGACCCAGAUGUCGGCGUGGUGUUGUUUGGUCUGGACUUCCACUUUAAUUAUCUCAAGAUGUGCUAUGCGUAUCACUAUAUCCAGCGGGGCGCGGUAUUCCUUGCGACGAACAUGGAUUCGACGCUGCCUAGUGCCGGAGCGCUGUUCCCUGGUGCAGGAUCGAUAAGCGCUCCGUUGGUGAAGAUGCUGGGAGGAAAGGAGCCUAUGAGUUUUGGGAAACCGAAUCAGGCGAUGAUGGAUGCUAUUGAGGGGAAAUUUCAGUUUGAUCGGGCCAAGGCUUGUAUGGUUGGGGAUCGAGCGAAUACGGAUAUCAAAUUCGGAUUGGAAGGGAAGCUAGGAGGCACGUUGGCUGUGUUGACGGGCGUGUCUACGAAGGAGGAGUUUCUGGAAGGUGAUACGAGACCGGCAUUCUAUGUGGAUAAGUUGUCGGAUCUGCUGGAGGGAGCUUGAGCACCACACCACAUGGUUGAGAUCGAAGAGAACGGUUCAAAGUGGUGGGAGUCUGAUAGAGCUUUCGAGGGUUUGCUUGCAGUGACAGCGGCCGCAUACGUGAUACCUUAGCUUGGAUAGUCACCUUCGCAUCCAUCGGUGCCUCGAGGGUCAAUAGAGAAGGCCGCUUUGCGAUAUCA
Molecule: messenger RNA, 1226 nt
Organism: Exophiala viscosa
Lineage: Eukaryota; Fungi; Ascomycota; Eurotiomycetes; Chaetothyriales; Herpotrichiellaceae
Product: 4-nitrophenyl phosphatase
Exons: 2
Coding region: 115-1047 (310 amino acids)
Molecular function (GO): phosphoglycolate phosphatase activity; alkaline phosphatase activity
Source: RefSeq, a predicted model, not a curated record